This is a messenger RNA of Oncorhynchus mykiss (rainbow trout), 2933 nucleotides long. Lineage: Eukaryota; Metazoa; Chordata; Actinopteri; Salmoniformes; Salmonidae. The record is from RefSeq and is a predicted model, not a curated record.
UAUCGGCCACUCUACUGCCUAUGUUUGUCUAUGGAGAUUACUGUGUGCUCCAUUUUAUACACCUGUCAGCAACGGGUGUCGGUGAAACAGCCGAAUCCACUCAUUUGAAGUGGUUGCGUAGUUGUUGGUAGUUUUAAGAGUAAUACAGACAGCAGAACUUCAUGCUACUGAGACAAUUUAUAAGACAAGGCUGAAACUUCUAGGCUAGCCUACUUCCUUAACUGUGUGUAUGGGGCGGGUACCUGUCCUGAGCGAACGGGACAGCAGACCGCAUCACACACCACAGAAAAAAAGAGAGAAGAGGUUUCAAACUUUUAUCAAGUCAGGGUCAUGAUAAACACGGCAGAGUAUGGCAACACGUCGUGGGAGCUGUCAGUCCAGGUAGACCAGAGAGAUGGAGACGAGGGCAUGAGGUUUAAACUCAGAGUCAAGGGAGACCUGCACAUUGGAGGACUCAUGCUCAAACUGGUGGAGAAGAUCAAGGCCCCUCAGGACUGGUCAGACCAUGCUCUGUGGUGGGAGCAGAGGAGCUGUUGGCUGCUGAAGACCCACUGGACCCUGGACAAGUACGGUGUCCAGGCAGACGCUGACCUGCGAUACACUCCCCAGCACAAACCCCUGUGCCUGCAGCUGCCCAACAUGAAGACGGUCAAACUCACCGUCAGCUACUCUGCCGUCGUCUUCAAGACCGUCGCUGAGAUCUGCAGAGCACUCAACAUCAGGAGGCCAGAGGAGCUGUCCCUGCUGAAGCCUCCAGAUAACCUGCCCAAGAAGAAGAAGAUGAAGAAAGACAAGAAUCCAGCGCUGGAAGACAUCUUAGAUAUGGACAUCUUCAAUGGAGGCUCUGGGGGAACGGGCAGUCCCUUGUACAGUAAGACCAUGGUGCCCACCUAUGACCCAGAGAAUGGGACUCCAGCCUCGGCCACCAGCUUAUGGUUUGGGGACAACCCCCUGACCUCCAGCCAGCCCAACCUGCCCCCUGAAGAGCUGGCCAAGAUGUACCAGCAGUUGUCCAUGGUGGACAAAGCCAUCAUCAACGCAGGGUGGUUGGACUCCUCCCGCUCCUUGAUGGAACAGGGCAUCGGAGAACAUGACAGACUCCAGCUACGCUUCAAAUACCACUGCUUCUUCGACCUCAACCCAAAGUAUGAUGCUGUGAGGAUAACCCAGCUGUAUGAGCAGGCUCGCUGGUCCAUCCUACUGGAGGAGAUCAACUGCACUGAGGAGGAGAUGCUCAUGUUCGCCUCCUUACAGUAUCACAUAUGUAAGAUGACCAUUUCCACGGAACCUCUGGACUUUUCCAAUGAACCGGAGAUAGAUGAAGUAGAGGCUGCCUUAUCCAAUCUAGAGGUCACACUUGGAGGAAAAACAGACAGAAUAUUGGAAGACAUCACAGACGUUCCAAAGCUGGCAGACUCCCUUAAGCUGUUCAGGCCUAAAAGGCUGGCAUUGCGUUCAUAUAAGGAGUACUGGUUCGUGUUUAAAGACACCACCAUCUCCUACUACAAGAACAAAGAGACAGCUAGUGGAGAGCCGAUAGAACAGCUGCAUCUCCGAGGAUGUGAGGUGGUCCCUGACGUCAAUGUGACGGACAAGAAGUUUGGCAUCAAGCUGCUGCUCCCAGUGGCUGAUGGGAUGAGCGAGGUCUACAUCCGCUGUGACAACGAGACGCAGUAUGCCAAGUGGAAGGCAGCGUGUACUCUGGCCUCCAAGGGCAAGACCAUGGCUUACAGCUCCUACAGGUCGGAGGUGAAGAACAUCCAGUCGUUCCUGCAGAUGAAGAGUCUGGCGCCCCCCCCUGGUCAGUCUGCUCCAGACCUGGAUGCCAUGGAGAUGAACGCUGAGUGCUUUGUCUCUCCUAGAUACACCAAGAGGUACAAGCCCAAACAGCUGACAGCGAGGAUCCUGGAGGCCCAUCAGAACAUUGCCAGUCUCUCUCUCAAUGAAGCUAAAAUGCGCUUCAUCCAUGCCUGGCAGUCCCUGGCCGAGUUUGGUAUCAAAUACUACAUUGUCAGGUUCCGAGGCAGUAAGAAGGAUGAGCUGAUGGGUAUCUCCUAUAACCGUCUGGUCCGUAUUGACAUGUCCACUGGCCUGCCUGUCACCACCUGGAGAUUCGCCAACAUGAAACAGUGGAAUGUCAACUGGGAGAUCAGACAGGUGGCCAUAGAGUUUGACCAGAAUGUGUCGAUAGCCUUCUCCUGUGUGAGCUGUGACUGUAAGGUGGUCCAUGAGUACAUAGGAGGAUACAUCUUCCUCUCAACACGCUCCAAAGACCAGAACGAGACACUGGAUGAGGAACUCUUCCACAAACUCACUGGAGGGCAGGAAUGAACCCUGGACAUCAGCUUUCACUUAGUGCUGCUGGCAAGAAAUCAUUUAAAUGCAUUGUUGAUAUGGUUUUGCAGACUACAUCAAUUAUUUGUUCAUAUUGUAAAUUGCAGAGAAAAGUAGAAUGUUUUUGUCACUAUAUUUCAUCCCGAGACCAUCUCUACCGGAUGGGUAGACCAUCUCUACCGGGUGGGUAGACCAUCUCUACAGGAAGGGUAGACCAGCUCUACAAGGCCACUUUGUCUGACGGUCUGGCCUACUGCUUUGGUUCCAUGGUCCAUCUGCAGAGACAGCAAUUGAUUCAGCACAUGAGCUUUACAUCUUGUCACUUGUUUGAUUUGGUGUAGCACAGUCUUUGAAUUCAAUGUUGUCGGCUACUUUCACAAUCAAUAUACGUUCAUUGCUUUCUUUUAUACAUGUUACUUGUUUGAUGUUUUUAGAAUGUAACUUUUUUUGCAAUUUUAUUAACAAGUCCAAAAUACCUGUAUAUUUCAGAGAGAGUUCUGGUGGUGGGUUAUUAUCGUGUUGAAGGAGACAUUUGUUUUCAGAGAAAACACUGGAAUUUCUGCUGACUGAGAUGCACUGAAAUAAACUUGAGAAACAUG